GGAAGUCCUGUUGACUUAGACAUGUUGACAAGAAGUGCCUAUGCUUUCCACAAGUGAAGAAAGGAGGAGACCCCAGAGGAAGAAAGAGGAACCACUUCAAAAACCUGACACAAUUAGAGGACGUGACAUGUUGACGAAGCAAGGAAGAGGUAUGAAAUGUGUUGGCUUGGUGCUCCUUCAGUAAUGCAUGCUCCUGCAGUUCCAUCUUCUCCGCAAUGGAAACAAUAGCUGGAAAGGAACUCUGGUUGUCUUUGAAAUGGCCAUAAGGAUUUUACUGGAGUGAUUGGAGGCAAGUAGGGUAUAGAAACAAGCUGCUCAUUUCAGCUGAAGAUGACAGGCCAGGUGGCCGACAGGGACCUGUCCCCCCAUCGUCUCUCAGUGAAGACCACUGUGGAGGAGGAGCCAGAGAGGGAGAGAGCUGAGAGUACUCUCAGCAGAGUGCCAUCAGAAUGUGAUCAUGAUAAUGAUGACACAUCCUCAGAGCUGGCACGGGUGGCCGCUCUCGAUGGUGGACACAACUCAAGGAACUCUUUUCAAGGACGGGGAGCUCUGUCUAGAUUAGUGAAUUUGGUAGUGAUUCUGAGGGAGUGGGCACACAGGAGCCUUGUAGAGGAGGAGGAGCGGCCAGACUCUUUCUUGGAACGCUUCCGUGGCCCUGAGCUAAGGACUGCCCCUAGUCGCAUCAGCAAUACGCAGCCUGAUGCCAAUGGCAACAAUACCAAAGGGAUAUUUAGGAAAAAAUGGGGUGUGUUCGUUGUGUCCCCAUCAGACGACAUGUACUACCGUUGGCUGUUUGUUAUUGCUAUAGCUGUGCUCUACAACUGGAUCCUCAUUGUGGCUAGGGCAUGCUUUGACAAACUGCAGACAAGCAAUUACAUCUGCUGGUUGGUGCUGGACUACCUUUCAGACGCUUUGUACAUCCUGGACACAUGUGUCCGACUCCGCACAGGGUUUCUGGAGCAGGGUCUGCUGGUGAAGGACCUCUCCAAGCUGAGAGACAGCUAUGUCCGCACAUUUCAGUUCAAGCUGGAUGUCGUGUCCAUCCUACCCACUGAUCUGGCCUACAUAUCCACAGGAAUCCACACCCCAGAGCUCAGAUUCAAUCGCCUGCUGCGCUUCCCACGCAUGUUUGAGUUCUUUGACCGCACUGAGACACGCACGAACUACCCCAACAUCUUCCGCAUCUGCAACUUGGUGCUCUACAUCCUGGUCAUCAUCCACUGGAACGCCUGCAUCUACUUUGCUAUUUCCAAAUCUCUAGGGUUUGGCUCUGAUACCUGGGUGUACCCCAACAUCUCCAACCCCGAGUAUGGCUCCCUAACCCGGGGCUAUGUCUACUGCCUGUACUGGUCCACCCUCACCCUCACCACUAUUGGAGAGAUGCCUGCACCUGUACGGGAUGAGGAGUAUCUUUUUGUGGUCUUUGACUUCCUCGUUGGGGUGCUGAUCUUUGCCACGAUUGUGGGUAAUGUUGGCUCCAUGAUUUCCAACAUGAAUGCCACACGUGCAGAGUUUCAGGCCCGUAUUGAUGCCAUCAAACACUACAUGCACUUCCGCCGGGUCAGCAAGGAGCUGGAAGCACGCGUCAUUAAGUGGUUUGACUACCUCUGGACUAAUAAGAAAGCAGUGGAUGAGCAGGAGGUAUUGAAGAACUUGCCUAACAAAUUGCGGGCUGAGAUCGCCAUCAAUGUGCACCUGGAGACCCUGAAGAAAGUGCGUAUCUUUCAGGACUGUGAGGCUGGACUGUUGGUGGAGCUGGUCCUGAAACUCCGGCCACAGGUCUAUAGCCCAGGGGACUACAUCUGCCGCAAAGGAGACAUAGGGAAGGAGAUGUACAUCAUCAAAGAGGGGAAGCUGGCAGUGGUGGCAAAUGACGGGGUCACACAGUACGCCCUCCUCACCGCCGGCAGCUGCUUUGGGGAGAUAAGUAUCCUCAACAUCCAGGGCAGCAAAAUGGGAAACCGCAGGACGGCCAAUAUCCGCAGCAUCGGCUAUUCUGACCUCUUCUGCCUCUCUAAGGAUGACCUGAUGGAAGCAGUGACCGAGUACCCUGAUGCUAAGAAGGUGCUGGAGGAGAGGGGGAAGGAGAUCCUUAUGAAGGAGGGCCUCCUGGAUGAGAAUGCAGAGGCUGGCAGACUGGGUGGAGAGGACACUGAGGAGAAGGUGGAGAGGCUGGAGUCCUCUCUGGACACCCUGCAGACGCGCUUCGCCCGCCUGCUCAGCGAGUACACGGCCACACAGCAGCGGCUGAAGCGGCGCAUCACCAACCUGGAGCGCCAGCUGUGCCACACGGGCUGUGGAAUCCUCUCAGACGCAGACCUCUCUGACGAAAACUCAGCUUCUGAGGCUGAGGCAGACACUCUGGCCGUUGCCAAUACCGUUGAGCAGGGUGACCAUGGAAAUGAUGAGCCGACUGAAUCCACUGUUCAAACUUGAAAGCUGCCUGAGACCAUGGAUCUAGGCCUAGCACUUUUUAAGCACUUUCAAAUUCACAAGGGUAUGCACAAAUGUACAAUACAUUUCCUUCCUAAUAAGAAAAUAAUUUUCAUAUGAACUUUAUGACGGUUGCAUUAAGAGUACAGUGCCUUCAGAAUCUAUUCACACCCCUUGACCUGUUCCAUAUUUUGUUUUGUUACAGCCUGAAUAUUACAUUUAGAUUUCGUGUCACUGGCCUACACACAAUACCCCAUAAUGACAAACUGGAAUAGUUAUUUUUGCAAUUUUGCAAAUCAAUUAAAAAUGAAAAGCUGAAAUGUCUUGAGUCAGUAAGUAUUCAACCCCUUUGUUAUGGCAAGCCUAAAAAGGUUCAGGAGUAAACAUGUGCAUGGACUCACUAUGUGUGUAAUAAUAGUGAUUAACAUGAUUUUUUAAUGACUACCUCAUCUCUGUACCCCACACAUACAAUCUGUAAAGUCUGUCAGUCAAGCAGUGAUUUUUCAAACACAGACAUUGCAUAUUGCUUUGAGUAUGGUGAAGUUAUUAAUUACGCUUUGGAUGGUGUAUCAAUACACCCAGUCACUACAAAGAUACAGGCGUCCUUCCUAACUCAUUUGACGUAGAGGAAGGAAGCCAC
This is a messenger RNA of Oncorhynchus gorbuscha (pink salmon), 3073 nucleotides long. RefSeq names its product cyclic nucleotide gated channel subunit alpha 2b (gene cnga2b). Bases 331 to 2436 code for a protein of 701 amino acids. Gene Ontology annotation, cellular component: plasma membrane; intracellular cyclic nucleotide activated cation channel complex. The transcript is spliced from 7 exons. Gene Ontology annotation, molecular function: cGMP binding; intracellularly cGMP-activated cation channel activity; intracellularly cAMP-activated cation channel activity. The record is from RefSeq and is a predicted model, not a curated record. NCBI's taxonomy places the organism in Eukaryota, Metazoa, Chordata, Actinopteri, Salmoniformes, Salmonidae. Gene Ontology annotation, biological process: monoatomic cation transmembrane transport.